Messenger RNA from Alternaria postmessia, 413 nucleotides. RefSeq lists its product as uncharacterized. Lineage: Eukaryota; Fungi; Ascomycota; Dothideomycetes; Pleosporales; Pleosporaceae. The annotation marks the transcript as partial. The record is from RefSeq and is a predicted model, not a curated record. The transcript has a single exon.
AUGGCGGAUCCAAUCAGCGCCGCAUCAGCCAUCAUCACGCUAGUCACGUUCGGCAUCAAGUCGAGUUCGACAUUGUACCAGACCUUUAAAGACUUCAACAGCCAUCAUAGAUAUGUACGAGAGCUUAAAGCAGAACUAGAUGCGCUGAGUUUAGUGUUGGCGUCCUUGCACCAGGCCAUCUUGGACGAUGAGGGAGACUUUCUACUCCUAAAGCUUCCCCUAUUCAGAUGUGGCAGUGCUUGCGUAGACUUCAACAUGGUCGUCAAGAACGUGGCCAAGCAAUCCCAUGGUUCUUUAGAAAAUUUUCGGGACUGGGCAAGGCUCAAGUACCUCGGAGACGACAUCGAGGGGUUCAAAGCCCUACUGGCUGGAUACAAGUCUACUAUCACCAUCGCUCUUUGUGAUGCCAAUCU